Molecule: messenger RNA, 4271 nt
Organism: Haplochromis burtoni (Burton's mouthbrooder)
Lineage: Eukaryota; Metazoa; Chordata; Actinopteri; Cichliformes; Cichlidae
Product: zinc finger protein 99-like
Exons: 3
Coding region: 2097-3350 (417 amino acids)
Biological process (GO): regulation of DNA-templated transcription
Molecular function (GO): RNA polymerase II cis-regulatory region sequence-specific DNA binding; DNA-binding transcription factor activity, RNA polymerase II-specific
Source: RefSeq, a predicted model, not a curated record
AGAGUCAUUAGCUGAAAACAGGUUUUGGAGUUUAGCCUCACUAAAGCUGAACUUUGCAACUGUCUCUGUCCCCACUCUGAAACACUUCCUGCCAUGAAGUUCUGAUGAAGCACCAAACUGCAGUUACUCAGUCAGUGGAGGUUCAGUAGUGCAGUUUCUCACCACUGUUGUUAACUGGAGGCUGACUAUGGCGUUAUUUUUGUGCCACUAUUCUGAGCGCACGUAAAAAAAAAAAAAAGUUUGCUGGUGCAAGUUUUGCCUUUUGAGGAGAAAUUUAUUUUGAGUGAACAAAGUUCAUUCCUGCGUGCAUUUUAUUUUGCCAUUAUUUUUUCUAGGCAUUGAAGCCAUUAAACUAAACCAAAAUGGUGGUAAUAUUAAUUUUAUCCGGGAAACAAAGAGAAGCAUUUUGGAUAUUCCGCUUUAAGAGUCUGCACCCCACAGGUCUGAAUGAGGAUUUUUCUAUCAAUGAGUUUUUCUGAACUGAGCCUUUUUUAUUUUUUGUUUUUAUUCUAAUUUUAUCAGUUACAUUAUUCUCGCAUGGGUAAUGCGAGAUGGCAUGUUUAUGGGUAAUGUUUAUUUAAUUAAUUUUAUUCAUUUUUUCAGCCAAAGAAGGAGUAGGAUUCUCGACAGCUCGUCUUAAGUCUACAUUUUAGAGAUUUUACAUUUUAGAGACAUAAAUUAGGACCUUUUAACAAAUCUGUUCCCGUGUGACGAUGUCCUCUUGUUUUUUAAUUCAACUGCUGGACCAACCUCCUUUUAUUAUUAAAUACUGCCCUUUUCCCCCUUUUUUGUAUAUAUUCAUAGUAUUCUUCUUAUGUAUUUCACACGUGUUAUUUUGAGACAGGUGGGGAUAAUGUCUCCUCCCCCCUGUCAUCAUCAUUAAUGAUCUAGUCCAGUAUUUACUUAAGCGUGACUUAACCCAGAGCUUUCCAAAGUGUGGGGCCCGCCCCCAAUUAACCAAUACCUACCUGUUAUAUGUCAGUUGAUCUAUCUAUGAAGUUUCGAUUGGUUUGAUUGAUUUAAGCAAUUUUCUACAAUGUUUUACUAUGACCCUGAUGAAGGCCACAAGCCGAAACGCGUUGGUCAAUUAUUAAAGUUGUUCAUCUUCCCUUAAGUGUUGCUGGAGUCCUUGCAUUGUGGACUCCCAGGUAUUUAAACCCUCGUGGGGGUUGUCCCCUGAAAGGGUCAUCGACCCACUGUUGACCAUUGAUUUAUCAAAAGAGCAAAUGUGUGUGUCAGCAGGUCCUGAGUGAAACCAUUGUGAGACCCUGUUUCACUCUAUCAUGUAACUCGGUGCUGUCCCUGUUAAAGAGCCAAGAGCCUUUCUUUCCACUUCCUCCAUGUAAAGUUUGGCUACAAUGGGACACACUGGGGAGCUCACAGCACAUCCAUGUUUGUGUCUGUAGAAACCCUCGUUGUAUUUAAAAUAUGUGGUGGUAAGGCAGAGGUCUAACAGUGUGCAGACCUGAUCAGGGUGAAGCUGGUUCUGGUUUUAAGGAGCUGUCUUGAUGUAGUUGUUUCCUGACAGUCUCCACUGCCUCGGUUGGAGGUAUACAAGUGAAAAGUGAGACCACAUCAAAGGACACUCUGGUUUCAUCUGGAUCAAGUGUAAGUUUGUGGACCUUGUUGGUGAAGUCAGCAGAGUUUUUGAUGUGAUGGGGUGUGUUCCCCACAAGGGGAGCUAGGAUGGUGAUGAGGUGCUUGGAAAUGUUGUAGGUGGCUGAGUUUAUGCUGCUACCAAUGAGCCUGAGUGGGACUCCUUCUUUGUGUGUCUAUGGAAGUUCAUAUAUACAGGGUGCAGCAUCCCCUGGGUAAAGGUGGUGGUAUGCAGGGAGCUCAGUGGCUUUUUUCAAGUUCUUGUUGCAGCUGAUGACUGUCUUUUUGUAGCUGCUUCUGGGGUUUCACCUUGAAGCUUCAUAGGUAUUGUUGUCACUGAGUGUAGUAAUGUUUAUUUGCUCUGCUUCUUCUUGUCAGGGAUAAAAUACAUAUCUAUACUUUUGUGUCCCAGCUGAGUAACAGGAGGAGAAGAGUCUGGUGGAGCAGCAGAGGAACAGUUUCAGCCAUUUGGACUCGGCUCAGCCACUACAGAGGAAACAAUGACUUCAACACAGGAGGACCAACAUGGAGCAAGAAGUCAGGACUCUCAGGAGGCUGAUGAACUUCAAAGACAGAAAAGAGAAAAGAAAUACACCUGUGAGGAGUGUGGGAAGGAUUUUAGCCGUUCUGGCAACUUAAAAACACACCAAUUCGUCCACAGUGGACUUAAACCGUACAUCUGUGAUCGUUGUGGUAAAGCUUUUAAUCACAGAAGCCACUUACGACGUCAUCAAGUUAUUCACUCUGGAAUGAAAGCGUACAGCUGUGAGUUGUGUGGUAAAGCUUUUGCUGACAAUGGAAGUUUACAGAGUCAUCUAUUUACCCACUCUGGAGUUAAACCAUACAGCUGUGAUCAGUGUGGUAAAGCUUUUGCUUGCAGUAAGUACUUACAAAGGCAUCUAGUUACCCACUCUGGAAUUAAGGCGUACAGCUGCGACAUUUGUGGAAAAACCUUCCGCUGGCCACUCAGCCGUAAUAUUCACCGACGCAUUCACACCAAAAAUGAUUUUUGCUUCUGUGAUCAGUGUGGCAAAACCUUUGUGGCAUACAAAUAUUUACAGCAGCACAUGUUUAGCCACACUGAGGAGAGACCUCAUAAAUGUGACCUGUGUGAGAAGACCUUUAAAGAGCCACGUUCCCUGAGACAACAUCAACACAUUCACACCAGAAAGAAACUCUACAAGUGCACUUACUGUGAGAAGCAGAGCGACACAGAUGGAUCCACUUCUCAACCCUGUCGUCGCUGUGGUGGUGGGAAAGCGUUUCAUUGUGACCUUUGUGGAAAAACUUUCAAUCAUCCAGAUAGCCUAAAACUACAUCAACGUAGACACACUGGAGACAACAUGAGUUACUGCAAAGAGUGUGGGAGAGGCUUCCCCACACCAAGUGAAUUAAAAAAACAUUAUCUUUAUCACAGUGGCGUUAAAAAGCACGGCUGUGACCAGUGUGGUUCAUCUUUCUUCACUGCAAAUCAGCUUAAAGACCAUAAAAGAGUCCACACAGGAGAGAAACCAUACAAGUGCAGACACUGUGACAAAAGCUUCUCAAGUUCAGGCCAUCGUAAUGUUCAUGAAGAUGCACACAUUGAAGGGAACUUCAGCUGUGACCAGUGUGACAAGACCUUCAAGAAUCUCAGUUCCUACACCACACACAAACGAUCCCACGCUGUAAAUAAACAGUUUCACUGUUACCAAUGUGCAAAAACGUUCACUUCAUUAUCUGCUCUGUGCAAACAUCAGCGUGAUCAUGCAUGACUGAAAUCACUGGAUCACAAUGAAUCUGACGAGACAGAAAGAUCCUCUUCUGGUUUCAGGGUCAGACUUAAACACCUUGAGAUCAGGCUCCACAGAGUUCAGCUGGAGUCUCCUGUAAAGAGUGCAGCUGAUGUCACACUUGGAUCUGAUGAGGUAGCUCUGAUUUGGACCUGCAGUGAAUAAUCCUGGAUGUUAAACUAAGGAAGUUGCAAGUAUAGAUGUGCACAUCAAGUGUUUUCUUUUUUCUUUGAGAGAUUUUCAUUCUGUAAAAGAAACUUUAAUGUUGAAAAUGUUUGUCCUAUAGAAAAUAAGAGGAGAGUUGUUGAUUCUUGUUUAACUCUUAUCUGAAUAGCACUUACCUGAGUGCCUUGCCACCUCUUAGCCUACUUCCUAGGCCUUAUUCCUUGAAGAAAAGACUUCUCUCAAGAAGCACUUGUACCUGAGUCAAGUCAUUGUUUAAUCACUCACCUUCACACGUUCUUUAUUGUCAGAUGUCUGCAUAUUGCUGAUUAAACCUACUAAACAUUUUGAACAUCUUAAAUUUAGAAGUUGGAAUUAUGGAUAUAUAGAUCAACUUAAUUUUUCUUUGAUAAAUGUUGAUGCUCUUUUUUAAAACCCACCUUGUUUUAUUGUAAUUUUAUGUGUUAUCUUUUUAAACUUUAAUCUUAAAUCCCUUUCUCCCAAAACCGCAAAUAAUUUCACACUAGUUGCUCUUACAGCACCCAAUACAAACUUAAUUGUCAACCAGCUUUGAAACAAAAGCUGCUUUGACUUAAUGUCCACAAAAAAGAAUCUCAAGCUAAACUGGCAAUGGGCUGCACUUCCAUGUAGUACCAGUUUGUACCAGGAGAUUGAGCAGUGAGUGUAAUCUUUAUUUAAUCAGGCAAAGAACACAUUCUUAUUCACAGUGGCAGCAAAGAA